UUUUUAAUUAUAAACAUUUUAAUUUUAUCUUUAUAACCACCAAAAUAAUCAUCUAAUAGGUAUUAAAUAAAUAAUUAAAACCAAUUAUUUUUUAAUUCCUUUUAUAUAUUGCGCAUGCGUCCUUAAUUUGAAACCCCCCUAAAAAGUCACACCAUGAGGUUACAUUUUUGUAUUCACUUUUAAGUCAGUUUUACCACGUUUACCACGAUGAGUGGUUCCGAAUCUUUAUUAUCAUGUGCUAUAAACGUAGAAUGGGUAAAUCGUCACGGUGUGGUGACGAGAAAAUUAUCGUUAAAAUCAGGAAAUUUAAGAAUUUUACGAAACGAGCAUCGACAAAUGUUCGUUGAAAUAACUGGGGGAAAACUCGCCCCCGAACGAUUACAAUUAAAAGGAAUAUCCGUCCAUAAUAAGUUUAUGAACGAAGGGAAAGCUUCGAUAAAGUUUCAAGACCACGGGUGCACUCUAUUUAUUUCAAACGCACCACCUGGAAGUUUGUUAGAAUUUUUACGAACAAUUUUUAUUAAAAUGACGGGGGAGAAGGCCCAAAACAAAGAUAUUCCGUUAAGGGAACAACUCCUUUCUAAUAAACAGCGUCAAUUUGAUGAGAUUAGUCCUGUAACUAACGAAGAAUUUGUUAAAUCGCAUAAAAGAGCAACUAAAAGGACCGAAACAACCCCUUCACCAUUAAGUAGAAAGCGUAAAUUAAGCGGUGGAGAGAGCAAAGGAGCUAAACGACUUAAUUCAGCUUUAAAUAGUUUUAACGAAGCCUUAAACCAAGAACAAAAACGAAUUUUAGAUGUGUGUUUAUCGGGAGUUAAUGUUUUUUUUACCGGUAGUGCUGGGACGGGGAAAAGUUAUUUGUUAAAGAAGAUUAUUUCUUCGUUACCACCUGAUGUUACAGUCGCUACAGCUUCAACAGGUGUUGCUGCUUGUCAUAUUGGUGGAAUAACCCUCCAUCAAUUUGCCGGGAUAGGAAACGGUGAAGCAACUUUAGAACGAGCAAAAGAAUUAGCGAUGAAACCGGUAUCGGCUAAAAAUUGGCGCAAAUGCAAACAUUUAAUAAUCGAUGAAGUUUCAAUGAUCGAUGCUCAAUUCUUCGAAAAAAUCGAAUCAGUAGCCCGGCAUGUUCGUAAUAACACAAAACCAUUUGGUGGUCUCCAAUUAAUUUUGUGUGGUGAUUUUUUUCAACUUCCCCCUGUUAAGCGAGACAUAAAAAAGAAUGAGGCUAUAUUUUGUUUUCAAACCCCCGUUUGGAAAGAUUGUGUUGAUCGAACUUUCGAAUUAACGAUUGUGCAUCGACAAUCCGAUGAGGGUUUUGUGAAAAUUUUAAACAGUAUUCGCAUCGGGAAGGUAACCGAUGAAAUAACUUCCGUUUUAACAUCAACGGCUAAACAUAAAAUUGAAGAAAAUGGGAUUUUAGCGACAAGGUUAUGUUCGCAUACAAACGAUGCUAAUGUUAUUAACGAAUCGAGAUUAAAAGCCCUUACCGGGGAAUCAAAAAUUUUUCAAGCUCAAGAUAGCGAUCCAACUUCCACAAAACAUUUAGACCAAUCCACUCCUGUACCUGGUAAAAUAAUUUUAAAAGUCGGAGCACAAGUGAUGUUAUUAAAAAAUAUAAAUGUUACAAAUGGAUUAGUAAAUGGAGCGAGGGGUGUUAUUAAACGAUUCGAAGGUGAACUCCCUGUCGUUGGAAUGCGAAACAACAAAGAAUACGUAGCUAAACCGGAAAAAUGGCUCGUUAAAACAGCAAGAGGAAACACAAUUUCUCGAAUGCAAGUUCCGUUAAAACUCGCUUGGGCUUUUUCUAUACAUAAAUCGCAAGGAUUAACUUUAGAUUGUGUUGAAAUGUCUUUAGCGAGAGUUUUCGAAGCGGGACAAGCGUAUGUUGCUUUGUCAAGAGCUAAAAGCUUGGAAACUUUGAGGAUUUUAGAUUUCAAAUCAACGCAAGUUUGGGCUAAUCAAGACGUUGUUAAAUUUUAUAAAAGACUUAAGGAGGAAGUAGAGAUGUUUCGAGUUAUUCCAUUGGGGAAAAAGAACUCUUUUAGUGAUCUCAGGGCGAAAAAGACUGCUAAAAGUAUUAAUAAGAAAUUAUUUUUAGACAAACCUUUAGUUAAUAUUAAUUGAUUUUAAACAAAAAUAAAGUU
Onthophagus taurus is the source of this 2144-nucleotide messenger RNA. RefSeq names its product Pif1 DNA helicase (gene Pif1). The record is from RefSeq and is a predicted model, not a curated record. Gene Ontology annotation, biological process: DNA repair; telomere maintenance. Gene Ontology annotation, molecular function: DNA helicase activity; ATP hydrolysis activity. NCBI's taxonomy places the organism in Eukaryota, Metazoa, Arthropoda, Insecta, Coleoptera, Scarabaeidae.